AGGAAUCACACAUUAUCUUCAAUAUUCUCUCGUUUAUUGUAAUUGUUCCUAUUAUAAGAUUAUAGCCUACCUGUAACCUGCUUAUAUUUUCCGUAUACUCAGCUAGAAAAACUAGCGAAAGAGGUGUUAAUAGUGAAUUUAAUGAUAUUAAUUGUACUGUACAGCGUAUAAAUUCUUCCCGGUUUUCAUUAGAAAUUUUAAAAAUUCGAUUUUCCCCCACUCAUAAAUUACUAAGCGAAACGAUCGAGAAUUAACGAUCUUACUCGAAACGUCAAUAUAAAUAGGAAAGCAGUUUACAGGAAAUUUUCUUGUGCGUGUUGCAAUUUUUAAGCUAGAUAGGAAAAUAUUAAAGAAACGGCUGUAAUUCAAUUCGACCGGCAUGAUAUUCCUUACUCCCCUUUAGUUCAAUGGUGCACUCCGAAGAGAGAUUGUCGUCAAUCGUUGUCAUGGCAACAUAGAAAACCGCAUCGAAGAGACUCCUAAAUAGUGGUACUGCUACUGCAGGUUUGUAAGUUAGAUAUUUAAGUCGAAAGGUUUUUCCUCGGUUUCUUUUCUUCUGUGAGUAAAUUGUUCGUACCCUUUACAGCAUUGAAGUGUCGCUGUUGGAUUCAAACGUCGCCCCUUCAUUCAUGGAUUUCUCAUUUUCAAGAUUCCUCCGCAUUUCCAGAUUAUGACAUCAACUAAAGGAUGGUGAUGUGCAGAAUGUGGAGGUUCGUUUUAUUGCUGGGAUCAGUGCUAACAGUUGGCGUGAACUUGGCUGAAGCAGAAAAAGAGAACAAGUAUGAACAAUCUUCUGUAUUUGGAGUUUGGGCCCCCAGAUGUUGCACAGGACCACAACCACCAAGGUUUAAUGGAUUAACUGACAAACAGAUUUUAGACUAUCUUGUCGACAAAACGCGCUAUGACGAGAGAAUGAGACCUCAAGAAUUAACAAUUGUUAACGUCACCGUCCUUAUACUUUCCUUGUCAUCACCUGACGAAUCGAGUUUGAAAUACGAAGUUGAAUUUCUGAUGCAUCAGUACUGGAGAGAUCCUAGAUUAAAAUUCGACGAUGGAGGGGAGCACCGUUACCUGAACGGUAUGGAGCAUACAAAAGUGAUCUGGCUGCCUGACACGUACUUCAUCAAACAUGGAGAGUUCAAACAUCCUCUUAUUCCCCUGGAUAUAGGCUUGAGGAUAUAUCCGGAUGGCAAAGUCCAGUAUUCCAUGAGACGAAGCAUGAUACUUAACUGUCAGGGUAAUUUACAUAUAUUUCCAUUUGACAAUCUCAAGUGUCCCUUUGCGAUUGAAAGCGUGUCUCACGAACAAUCGGAAUUAGAACUGAAGUGGGCUGCGAAUGAAAGUGCUGUCCAAAGUGCGACUUCGCUUCGUCGCCAUAACGCUUACCUCGUGCAGAAUAGUACAGGUUUAUGUGAUGAAAAACAUACAUGGCGUGGUAAUUUUAGUUGCCUCCGAGUUUUAUUAGUUUUCACUCGCGAUAAAUCUUUCUACGUUAGCACUGUCUUCGUCCCUGGGAUGGUGUUAGUUACGAGUUCCUUUAUCAGUUUCUGGUUAGACAUCAAUGCAGUGCCUGCCCGUGUUAUGAUAGGUGUUACUACCAUGUUGAACUUUUGUACUACCACAAACAGUUUUCGUUCUACGUUACCUGUUGUGUCCAAUUUAACAGCGAUGAAUCUCUGGGAUGGUGUAUGCAUGUUCUUUAUCUACGCUUCUAUGUUAGAAUUUAUUAUUGUAAAUUAUCUUUAUCGAAAAUUACCCCACAUCACACGUCCAUCACCCUCUGCUCCAGCGGCGGAACCUCUCCGGCCUCAGUCUGCUUUAUCACAGGGUAACGGCAGGAAGUCGGCGACAGACACUACCGGUCACGACGGAACAGCAGUGGCGCAAGAAUUUCCGCCAUUUGAUAACCAUUUAAAUCACCGACUUCAAACGGACAAGGCUAGGGCAGCCGCAUCCGUGUUUGCUUGGCUGAGGAGGCCCCAGUUGUUUGCCCCGCAAGAGCCACCCACGAGACCAAGAAUUGCGAAGACUAUUGACAAUGUGUCCAAGAUGGUUUUUCCAGCUUUGUUCGGUAUCUUUACAUUUGCCUUCUUCCUAACUUUUGCCCUGAUUAAACCUUCCCAAGAGGAAAACUGGAAACUGAGUGGAUUUGUCUCACCCAUGUAAAGAAACAGCAAAUACGAACACAACGGACCAGAAAUGUGAAAUUUAGUGGCCUUCAGGCGGGUGCCACGACACUAUCACGUAUAUACGAGUAUGAAUGACGUUAGAAAAGUGCCCGCUCUACUUCUGAAUCCAUUGCCAUCGACUGUAUGUCAGCUUUAAGCCCAUCAUUACAGUAGAUAUAUUCCUCCGCUCCGAAACAUUCUUGUGGCUGAAAGUAGAAUGUCUCAGGGACACAAGCGAGGCUUUUCGGUUUAUUUUCGUUAUUCUGCUUACAUAAAAGAAGCUCGUCAGUUUUUCAGAUGUGCAUCAAAUGACUUGUGAUGUUUAAAACCGAUGCCAUCUGAUAGAUUGGUAGAUACAUCAAUUAUCGUCCAUUGCUUAUGCGCGACACGUUUAGAGGAUAAAACGUUACAAAAUUUUGCUUAUAAAGCUCAUCCCUAACAAGUAGACAAUGCUAAAGCAUUUAAAAAAACGAUCCAUUGCAUAGUAACCAACUGAAUCACAUUAGAUAGGUUCAUGAUAUUUACCACCCAUUGUUCAUCACAUACAUUCACUAAUACUAAAACGCUAAAAGGGAACAAGGACUAUCGUGGCUCUGAAAGAAAAUCUAUUAUUUGCAACGAGCCGUAGUCGAUGCUUCGUUUCGCCAUCAUCUGUGCAUUUCAUUGCCUUCGAGGAAAAUUCGUUUUUCCUGAUAUUAAAAAAAAAAUGUACUCGUUUAUAACUGCACAAAAUAAAUCUACAAAAAGUAGAAUACGUGAAGAAGACAGUGUUUGAUGAAAUUUGUGUUGGAUUGAACAGUUCACAAUAAUAGUAUUAGUUUCAGUAGUUAUCGAUUCAAGAAAAGCACUAAUAACGAAAAAAAUUAAAAUAUAUAUAUAUAAUAGAUUCAGUAUGUCGACACUAGCUGCAUGACAGUAAGCGUGACACCUCUAGUGUCAAUCCAACAGAAUGAUUAAAUCACAAUGCUCCGAUUAAAAAAAGGCUCUUGUACUUCAUCUUUUCCAAACUAUUACUCUUCUCCAAAAUUUUAUUCUGUCUUAAUUCUUUCGCUCUUGCUCUAAGGGAACGAACCAUUCAAACUUUUUUGAUACGAGUUAGUGAAAUCACACAUAUAUACAUUACACGCUAAUUAAGCGUUUCCACCAUUGGGAUUUACAACCUAAGAAAAAAUUUACACAUAAAAGGAUACUAAAUACACAGAUGAUACUUUUAUAUAUGCAAACUUUGUAGAUAUUUGUUUUUAUAGUCUUAAAAAAAAUAAGAAAAAAUUCACCAACUUUGCAAAUUUAGCUUCUUGUAUAAUUUCUUUGUCUGUUUAUCAAUUUGACAGAAUUUUUUCCUUUCAUAACAUCCUUAAAAUAUUAUUAAAAAAACAAAUUAUUUCUUGAAAAACGUUCAAUAACAAGAUGCAAUAAGCUAAUUUUGCAGAUUGCACCACAUGUUGCCUGUUCUAUUGUGAUCUUUAAAAAAAUGUGGGGAUGUGCAUGAUGUACAGACACAUUGCACUAAUCAUGUUUCAUCAUAUUAUAAAGAUGAUAAUUAUCUUAUGUAAAUAUAUAUUUAAAAACACACACACACACAUACAUAUAUAUAUAUAUAUUAUAAAAUAUAUUGAUAUCGAGUGGUUUUCAAAAAAUGGUUCAUGUUAAGUGUAAAGUUGAAAACUGUUGUUUGAGAUUUAUGAGGAAUGAUAUAAUGGCAAGCAUUGCUAAUUGAACAAAGAUAUAUAUAUAUUGUAAAAAAAAACUACAAAUGAUAUGAGAGAAUGACACAGACAACUGUACAUAUAUUUUUAUGCAGUGUAGUGCAAAUUCUCAUCAAUUUUUCCUAAUGCUUGAGUGCCUGUACUUUCUAUUUCUUGGUUGUUAAUCCUUCCAUCUUUGUCUCACAACAUCCAAUUUGACUGGCCAUUGCUAACUGCUGCUAUCUGAACUCCUUCCUGAGUUACUGUGUACAGUGAGAUUUUAAAGUAAAAAUAAAAAAUUUCUGCUUAUUAUUAAAUCAGUUUAA
Messenger RNA from Centruroides sculpturatus (bark scorpion), 4179 nucleotides. Its product is annotated as glutamate-gated chloride channel-like. Gene Ontology annotation, molecular function: chloride channel activity; extracellular ligand-gated monoatomic ion channel activity; transmembrane signaling receptor activity. Bases 688 to 2166 code for a protein of 492 amino acids. Gene Ontology annotation, biological process: chloride transmembrane transport; chemical synaptic transmission; regulation of membrane potential. NCBI's taxonomy places the organism in Eukaryota, Metazoa, Arthropoda, Arachnida, Scorpiones, Buthidae. Gene Ontology annotation, cellular component: synapse; membrane; neuron projection. The record is from RefSeq and is a predicted model, not a curated record. The transcript is spliced from 10 exons.